Molecule: messenger RNA, 679 nt
Organism: Fomitiporia mediterranea MF3/22
Lineage: Eukaryota; Fungi; Basidiomycota; Agaricomycetes; Hymenochaetales; Hymenochaetaceae
Exons: 2
Coding region: 1-573 (190 amino acids)
Biological process (GO): mitochondrial translation
Molecular function (GO): structural constituent of ribosome
Source: RefSeq, a predicted model, not a curated record
AUGACUUCUCUUUCGUCUUCUACUCGUUCUCUAUCAAGUCCAUCAUGGAGACGUUUGUCGCCAUUUUGCGUACCCACGCGUAACGCCGUUCGGAAGGCGGGACAGUCGGGUGACCCAAACAACGAAUUAAUUCGUCGCGUCCUGUAUCCCAGUAAUCUUCGAAAUAGAGAGACGCCCACCGGAACAUGGAGGCCAGAUGUCGCCAAAGCAUUACGACGAGCAAUACCUUCUAAACAAGCUCACGAGACGAUAGAGCGUGCUUGGCUUCUGCACGAACGGCAUAUUCGAUGGAAGCGAGAAGAGGAGGCGAAGCGAAAAUUCGAAUGCAUGCAACGGGCGAUGUCAGAACUAGAAAAAAUCGAUCCGUCUCUUUAUAAGGGGGCGAAUCGUGUCGACGAUCCAAGAAAAGUGUCGCAUGGAGAGUUGGAAAAGCUGAAGAACGUGAGGGGAGCGGAAAAGAAGGCGAUGGAGGGGAGAUUGCCAGGGCUAUUUCCUCGAGAGCUACGGCUGCCUACGGAUACGCCUCCGCGAGCAGGAUGGGAUUAUGAUUGGAAGUCCCCGUCAUCAUCAUAAAAUAGAUAUUUCAUUAUGAUAUAAUUCAGCCCUUUAAGUCACUAGAUUUGCCCACUGUUAGGAUUACACCUUGAUUUCAUCGUAUUCAAAUCAUUACUUCAGUCAC